GAUUGUUCGUCAGCACUCUCCAGCAUUUCCUGUGCAUCCUUCUCUGGUUUGACCUCUGGUAACACAGCUGUAAGUGGGAUGCCUGCUUUCCCUAUGACUACCUAUCAACAACCCUUCACAGGGAUCUUUGAUGACUCUGUUAAUGAUAUUGAUGAUGCCGAAAUGGAGACAAUCGAUCUGUCUGAUGAAGUAAAAGUUGAGGACAGUUGUGUUGUCAUGGAUAAUGAAAUACUCCAUGCUGUCUCAUGCAGACCAAGAAAAUUUAGAUCAUUCAAGAAACUGAUUCAGGAGGCUUUUGCUUCGAGAAGGAGAUUAAUCAAGGAGUAUGAGCAGUUGUCAAUUCGAUUUGGUGACAUUGAGGCAGAUACCAGCUUCCAUUCAGAGCUGUUUCUUUCACCUUACAUGCCAUCUGCAUCAAGACCUUCACAAGCACAUGAUUUGGGUGAGUCAGAGUGGGAGCUUCUGUAAGGUUCAUUGAUCCUUGGUUGCAACUAUGCAGCCAAAUGUGCUCUACACAUUUCUUCCCUAGGCAGGUCUCUGUAAUGAAUCUCAAGCUGUCCUACGUCAAUAAGGGGGUUCAGAUUCUUUUAAAGUCUGCUGAAGCAACUAAAAGUAAAUAACACAAUCAUACAUUUUCUCCAAACCAUGAGCUGAUGGUUUUUCUUGCAAUAGCCCAGCAUUGACAACGCCUGAAUCAUAUAAAUGAAAAUGUACGAUUUUUGGCAGUAA
Coffea arabica (coffee) is the source of this 729-nucleotide messenger RNA. Lineage: Eukaryota; Viridiplantae; Streptophyta; Magnoliopsida; Gentianales; Rubiaceae. The record is from RefSeq and is a predicted model, not a curated record.